This is a messenger RNA of Plasmopara halstedii, 282 nucleotides long. RefSeq lists its product as uncharacterized. The transcript is spliced from 3 exons. The record is from RefSeq and is a predicted model, not a curated record. The coding region runs from base 1 to 282 and encodes 93 amino acids. Lineage: Eukaryota; Oomycota; Peronosporomycetes; Peronosporales; Peronosporaceae.
AUGAAUGUGUUGCGCCCGACGCUUUUACUUAAAGCGGCGACGCAAAAGGAGAGACGGAAGAAGGAAGGAAAAGAAAAGUUUGAAGUCAAGAAGAUGAAGCCAGAGGAGGCACAUAAAGAUGACAUGGAAACAAGUCUGGAGUCUACUGCUAAGGUAGUAAAGGCUGAAAUUGAGAGUGUGACAGGAGGAGACGUUGAAGGAGAACAGACUGUCAUGAUGCCAAUAGAGAAGCAGAUAAUGAAGCGAAAUUGUCGUCAAGGAGCCAAAGGAAGAAGCUCUUAA